AGACUAUUCCUUUCUUUCCUUCUUCCCAUCCCAGUCUUCUCAUUUUCAUUUGUUGCCAUUGGUUUGAGAUUUGUACCUGUCAUUUGUCAAGCCAACUCAUGAACGCCCUCCCCUCAGAUCCCUCAACUCCUCCGCCCUACGCAAUUCCCUCCUUCUAAUCAAAUUUUGAUGACAACAAUAAUACACUUGGAUGAGUGGGGCAAAGCGUGAGGUGAAUAUAUUUAAACAGGCAAUUGCGGUUGUUUGAUGGGCAACACUUGCCGUGGAUCUUUCAAAGGCAAACUGUAUCAGGGCUACACUCAGCCCGAGGAUCUCUCCAGAACUUCAACUUCCAGGCGCAACCCUUCUUCUGAUCACACCAAUUCCACCUUCGCCACCCCUGAUUUCGUCACCACUCCUAACCCCAACAACCAUAACAAUUUGCCCAUUUUGAGCCCCACCAAGGAAGUCACCACCAUGAGGCGCACAGGACUCCCAAUAUUCGCGACCUCUACAACUUGGGGCGCAAGUUGGGGCAGGGCCAAUUCGGUACUACUUACCUCUGCACUGAGAUUUCCUCCGGGAUCGAGUUCGCUUGCAAAUCCAUCUCCAAAAGAAAGUUGAUCGCCAGAGAAGACGUCGAUGAUGUUCGCAGGGAGAUUCAGAUUAUGCACCAUUUGGCUGGUCACAAGAACAUUGUCACCAUUAAAGGUGCCUAUGAGGACCCUUUGUAUGUUCACAUUGUGAUGGAGCUUUGCUCUGGUGGGGAGCUGUUUGAUAGAAUCAUCCAGAGAGGGCAUUACAGCGAGAGGAAAGCCGCUGAGCUUACCAAGAUCAUUGUUGGUGUUGUCGAGGCUUGCCAUUCUCUUGGGGUUAUGCAUAGAGAUCUAAAGCCCGAGAAUUUCUUGUUGGUUAACAAGGACGAUGAUUUCUCUCUCAAGGCCAUCGAUUUUGGGCUCUCUGUGUUUUUCAAACCAGGUCAAAUUUUCACUGAUGUUGUUGGAAGUCCAUAUUAUGUUGCACCAGAGGUGCUUCUCAAACAUUAUGGGCCAGAAGCUGAUGUAUGGACAGCUGGUGUCAUUCUGUACAUAUUGUUAAGUGGGGUACCGCCAUUUUGGGCUGAGACACAGCAAGGAAUAUUUGAUGCAGUCUUGAAGGGGCAUAUUGACUUUGACUCGGACCCAUGGCCGUUAAUUUCAGAGAGUGCUAAAGAUCUCAUUCGAAGGAUGCUUUCAUCCCAUCCUAAAGAACGAUUGACUGCUCAUGAAGUAUUGUGUCACCCUUGGAUCUGUGAAAAUGGAGUUGCUCCUGAUAGAGCUCUUGAUGCAGCUGUACUCACUCGUCUCAAGCAGUUCUCAGCAAUGAACAAACUAAAAAAGAUGGCUCUACGGGUGAUAGCUGAAAGCCUUUCGGAGGAAGAGAUUGCUGGUUUGAAGGAAAUGUUCAAGUCUAUGGACACUGAUAACAGUGGUGCAAUUACGUUUGAUGAACUCAAAGCAGGUUUAAGAAGAUAUGGCUCCACCAUGAAGGAUACAGAGAUACGUGAUCUUAUGGAUGCGGCUGAUGUGGACAAUAGUGGGACCAUUGACUAUGGCGAAUUCAUAGCUGCGACAAUCCAUCUCAACAAAUUGGAACGUGAGGAACAUCUUGUUGCUGCAUUCCGGUACUUUGACAAGGAUGGAAGCGGUUACAUAACAGUUGACGAGCUUCAGCAUGCAUGUGCCGAGCAGAACAUGACUGAUGUUUUCAUUGAGGAUAUAAUCAGAGAAGUUGAUCAAGAUAAUGUACGCAAGCCCAAUAAUAGAUAAACGCUACUGAUGGAAGGAUUGAUUAUGGUGAAUUUGUGGCGAUGAUGCAAAUGGGGAAUGCAGGAAUUGGUAGACGAACAAUGAGGAACAGUCUAAAUUUGAGCAUGAGGGAUGCACCUGGUGCUCAAUAAUGCAUCAUCGCGACACCAACUUGUACAGGCAGUAGAGGAGAUGGCCUAGGAGAGAGCACUGACAGGAGAGACAGCCUCCUCAAAUUUUCAUUUCCGGCCUGAGACUGUAAAAGAAAAGAAGAUUUGGAUUGGAGGUUGGAGGCCCUGCAGUCGAGAGCUAGAAUUUGCAAUGGCUGGCUUGGAGGGAGACAUGUAUGCAUAAUAAUCUAAAUUGAUGGGAGACUGAAAAAGAAAGAGAUAAAGGGUAAAAGAAACAGGUUGUUGUUGCAUUUUGUAAAUCCGAGUGUGAAUUAAAGAAGUAUUGCUACUGCUACGGCCUCCUCGCUCUGCAAUUGUGGGUUUCGUAAGGAACGCUUGUUAAAGAAAGCUUUUGUUUCCCGUUUGUACCGAUUUUUUUGCAAGCUAUAUCUCCCUAGUUUUUAUUGGACUUCAUCUUCCUCUUUCACUGAAAUCGUGUCUGUAUCUGUGUUCUUUUUUUUUCCUGGGUUUUUUUGGUAGAACAAGUGUGAGAUUGUACUCUCCUCCUCUGGCCUGGUGAGGGGGGUUUUAGUAGAGAGAGAGAGAGAGUGUGCUGCAAUUUGUCCUUGGAAUCAAUUUUUUGGAGCAUUGCAGUUGCUUGUGGAUGAAGUAUUGUAUCAGAUCCUGAAAGAAGAAUUGUUCAUUGUAUUUUGACUGCUAAUAUCUGCCUCUUAACGCUCAGCCCUUGUAUUUUGGUUGUUGUAAUGUUUUAACUAGGAUGUUAUUGCCCGCGCUCUGCGUCGGGAUUUGAAGUAUUUAUUGAAUCAGCUUGGAUUCCAAA
This is a messenger RNA of Linum tenue, 2717 nucleotides long. The record is from the annotation of a GenBank genome assembly. Lineage: Eukaryota; Viridiplantae; Streptophyta; Magnoliopsida; Malpighiales; Linaceae.